Molecule: messenger RNA, 931 nt
Organism: Meloidogyne enterolobii
Lineage: Eukaryota; Metazoa; Nematoda; Chromadorea; Rhabditida; Meloidogynidae
Source: the annotation of a GenBank genome assembly
GAUGUUCUUUUUCACGUUACUAUUGUUGAAUUGAGAUUUGAACAGCCGAAUUGUUCCAAAUUGCUGUUGGUUAUUGUCGCAACUUUGAAUGACUUUGUUUAGUUGCGAAAGUGAUUCUGCUGAACAGGCGUCAACGACUGCAGAUGAGGAUAAUGGUGAUUCAACUAGACAUUCAACUAGUGAUAGCGUUAAUGGGAGCACUACUGAUACGGACUCAAAUAAUGAAUCAUCAUUGACCCCUUUUGCUACUAAAAAUAUGGUACCAAAGGAAAUCAACGAAAAAAAGUAUUCAAAUGGAAUUUUCGACAAUAAGAAAUUGAAUCUUCAAAGUGACACUGAAACGAGAAACUUGCUUGAUGAUGUUGGUGAAGAUUUUGAUGAAGAUUACAAUCUAAAUUUGCAGGAAUCCGAAAUUGAAUUGGAUCCUCGUAUGUUUGAUUUAUCAGAAGAGCAACUAAAUUAUUAUACAAAUUGUUUCCUUUAUUUGAUGCAAAAAACACAAGGCUCUGCUUCAAUGAAUGGCGCAAUUCAAGGUGUGGACAGAAUUGUACUUGAUUUUUUUCGAAAAAGUCGUCUUGACAAUCUCUCGUUAUCGAAAAUUUGGUCUUUAAGUGAUGUAAAUGAAGAUGGAUUUUUGAAUUUAAGUGAAUUUAUUAUAGCCAUGCAUCUUAUUGUUUUGCAUGUUAAGUGUAAUGUCUCUAUACCUGCCGAAUUGCCACAGUCUAUUCGCCUAUCAAACACUCCCACUAGAACCUUAAUUCGCUUUGAAGACGGAAUAUUUGGUGCAUUUCCGGAAAGCAGACCUAAUUCAGCAAUAAAUUCUUUCACAAAAUUUAUCCCUGAAUGUAUCUCUUCAAGUUCUGGUGAUAGUCAACAAAUGACAAAAUCUUUAUUAAAUUCAAAUGAAAAACAAGGUUUUAAUUUAAUAUAA